Messenger RNA from Olea europaea var. sylvestris, 1431 nucleotides. RefSeq lists its product as uncharacterized. Lineage: Eukaryota; Viridiplantae; Streptophyta; Magnoliopsida; Lamiales; Oleaceae. The transcript is spliced from 6 exons. Gene Ontology annotation, molecular function: RNA-DNA hybrid ribonuclease activity; nucleic acid binding. The coding region runs from base 1 to 1431 and encodes 476 amino acids. The record is from RefSeq and is a predicted model, not a curated record.
AUGUUUAUGGAUCUCAUUGGCAAAACAAUGGAGGUCCACAUAGACGACAUGCUAGUAAAAAGUUUGGAGGCCGAGGACCACAUGAUGCACCUCAACAGCACUUUCCAAAUCCUAAGAAGGUAUAGGAUGAGACUAAACCCCUUCAAGUGCGCCUUUGGGGUAGCUUUUGGCAAAUUCUUGGGGUACAUGGUCAACCAACGGGGAAUUGAGGCCAAUCCCGAAAAGAUUGAGGUUCUAUGCAAAAUGAGGUCCCCCCAAAAGCUAAAGGAGGUACAAAGUCUUACCAGAGGCCUUCCAAUGCCUGAAAAUGCACCUGGGACAGGCCCCCUCCUCUUUAAAUCGAAGCCCGGUGAUAUCCUACAACUAUAUUUGGCCGUUUCCAAUGAGGCCAUCAGCUCGGUUCUGAUACGAGAAGAAGGGUCUACCCAACUCCCCGUAUACUACACAAGUAAAGCGUUCCUAUUGCCAGAAACUCGUUACCCCGAUAUGGAGAAACUCCCUUUGGCCUUAAUCACAGCCUCUAGGAAAUUGAGACCUUACUUCCAAGCUCACACCAUCCAUAUACUGAAAAACUUUCCCCUGAGGGCAGCCAUAAAAGGGCGAGCCUUGGCUGACUUUGUGGCUGAAUUCGCUAACCUACCCAAGGUGGAUGAAAUCAUGGAACCCGCCGAGCCCCCCACAUGGAAUCUCUUCAUCGAUGGGUCAGCUGGAGAAGUUGGCUCAGGUGCCGGGGUUGUCCUCAUCAGUCCCGAAGGUCACAAACUCACCUCAGCAGUGAGAUUCGGAUUCAAAGCUACUAGUAACGCAGCAGAAUAUGAGGCACUUCUUGCGGGCCUCAAGCUGGCCACAAAAAUACAAGUAAAGAGGCUACUCAUCAAUCCCCCGCAUCGAAAAUGCACAUGUGGAUGCCUCUCGAAGCUGGCUAGUAGCAAGGACUCAGAGCUACUCACAGUAGUACCUAUUGAGCACCUCCUCCUGCCUUCGAUCGAGGCCCCUACAGUAAUGUGGAUCGCUGAAACUCCCACUUGGAUGCAGCCAAUCAUAGCAUACCUCAAAGACCAAAGCUUCUUCUCCCCACUCCUACGGUGCGUCGGAGGAAAAGAGGCUACCUACAUAUUAAGAGAAGUCCACGAGGGCGUUUGCGGCAACCACUCCAGAGGUCUAUCUCUGGCACAAAAAAUAUUGAGGCAGGGAUACUACUGGCCUAUCCUAAAGCGGGACGCCCUCGAGUUUAGACAACCAUCACAGGAUUUGACCGCCGUUUCCAGCUCCUGGCCUUUCACAAAAUGGGGUGUGGACCUCAUAGGUCCCCUACCUAAAGGCAGAGGAGGGGCAAGCUUUGCAAUAUUGGCUAUUGAUUACUUCACAAAGUGGGUCGAGGCUGAACCACAGGCAAAAAUCACUGAAGCCAACACCACCAAGUUCUUAUGA